Molecule: messenger RNA, 1886 nt
Organism: Drosophila serrata
Lineage: Eukaryota; Metazoa; Arthropoda; Insecta; Diptera; Drosophilidae
Product: damage-control phosphatase 1
Biological process (GO): DNA damage response
Cellular component (GO): nucleus
Molecular function (GO): phosphatase activity
Source: RefSeq, a predicted model, not a curated record
AAUCAGAUGUUUGUUUUAAAUUGAAAUUUCUUUGUAUUUUGUUUGGCUGUUUUAUUUAUUUUGUGUCCGGACAUGUAUAACAGAGCCCAAUUCUCGAUGGGCAAUGUGGUGUCACGGCCAUCGGGUUCAUCAGUUCGAACGGAUGGCACAGAGUUGACAAAUGGACCGACACCGCGACACUCGCUCCUCUCGGCAAGAUAUAAGCAAAGUUUUGCCUAUUUAACAUUAAGGACACGAAUGCCAGGAAUAAUGCAUCAGUUGACACAGCGACUUUUCUCCGAGGAACCUACUUUGCAAAAGCAAUACGGAGAGGAAGUGCACAAGGAUAUCCGGCAGAUAGUUGAUGCCGUUGAGAGACUGCAAAUGGAACUGAGUUGUGAUCGAAUGUUUCAAUUAUUUCAUGGAAAUCAGCCGGAUAGGAAUGAAUGGAAUGCUUUCCUCAGCGAACUGCCAUAUCCCAAAAGUUGUUACUUUCGAUCUUGUUGGUUGCAUGCCGAGUGUUACCUGUAUCGGCGGAUAUAUUCCUUUUUCGAAAACAGUCGUUUUCUUACGAAUUAUGAUUGCUUUUCUCAUUUGAAGCAGGAGGAUAUGAUAGUUAGCAAUGAUGCCAUGAAGAUCCUGGCAAGGGCCACUUUUGCUUUGCUCGGGGAUUUUGAGAAUUUUAGAAAGUUAUUGAUAAUCAAUUUGUGGAGCAAUCACUUUGCUAAUCAGCUUAGUUGCUAUGAAUUUGGGGAGUACGAGAAUCGGGAAAAUAUCGAUGUACUCUUGCAAGUGGCACAAAUUGAUCGGCAUUUACUUGUGGAUGAUUCUUUCCCUAUAUGGAAAUGCCUAAUUAAAAACAGGAAAACGGAUCCAGAGAGCACCAUAAUCGUAGACUAUAUCUGCGACAACGCGGGCUUUGAGCUCUUUACCGACCUGUUGUUUUUAUCUUUUCUGGUGGACAACAAGAUUGCCGACCAAGUGCGUCUCCAUGUGAAGGCCAUUCCCUGGUACAUCUCGGAUACCACAGCACCGGAUGUGGAAUGGACACUGAAUCAUUUGCUGCGUCAUGAGGACGAGUAUCUUUCGGCAAUCGGAAGGAAGUGGGAACGUUUAAUGAAAACCGAAAAGAUAAUCAUAGCACCCAUAUCACAUUUUUGGACAGGACCACAGCCAUAUUUUGCAAUGGUGGAACUAGAUUGGGAUCUCUAUCGGUUGCUCACCACCGCCCGGUUGGCCAUCUUCAAGGGAGAUCUCAACUACAGGAAACUCCUGGGUGACUUUAUAUGGGACUCUUCGGAGGAGUUCAUCACCUGCCUGAGGGGCUUUAGGCCAACGAAUAUCUGUGCCAUUCGAGCGGUCAAGUGUGAGGUUGUCUGUGGCCUGCCAGAGGGUAAAGCGGAUGCACUGCAUCGUCGCGAUCACAGGUGGAUCUUUGGGGGUUCCUACGGUUUAAUUCAAUACACUGACUCCCUGAAAUGUUGCUGUGGAAUGGAAACGAAAACCAAGCCGCUCCUCAAACCCAUUACCAGUGGUGGGUAAACAGAUGAGCAUUGAACAUGCUGGAGCAGCUGGCCAAGUGUCUCAAUCUGCAAGGCCGCUGGCAUAGAAAACUCUUUUGCUCAGCAAACAAAUGAGUGCGAAUUUGUCAGCUGAAUGUCGAAUCUUUCGGUGGCUCGUUACGCCUUCGACUGCAAAGUGCUUCCCCAAAAAUCCCCUCAAGGAUCCAAGUUCCAGGACUUGACUAAUGCUGUUGAUUUUAUGGAUGGAGCCGGCGCACAUGCGCAUUGCAAUCUGGAAAUGGAAAUGGAAAGUUGCCCGAGUGGAAAUGCAAAAAGUCCAAAGGCAAGAGUCCAUGGCGAAAAUUAAAUAUGUGCUGAUUAAAUUGAUUGUGCUUCCAGAUCUAA